Molecule: messenger RNA, 1800 nt
Organism: Closterium sp. Naga37s-1
Lineage: Eukaryota; Viridiplantae; Streptophyta; Zygnematophyceae; Desmidiales; Closteriaceae
Source: the annotation of a GenBank genome assembly
AUGAAGACGACCUCCGUGCCACUUCGGCGCCGAACCGGGCCGGUGUCGUUCCCCUCCCCUCCCCACCACCGGCGAGUGUCGGCCGCGCCGCAAUCUUCAGCCGCCCACCAGUCGACUGCGGGAGGCGCCGCGCUUCGCGCCGUGACUCACGCCGCACCUUCCGGCGCCAACCACCGCUCCCUGCUCCAAGAAAGCGCGUUCAGCGCCGAAGCGCUCGCUUUCAACCUCGCCCUCCGAAGUCUACCUGCCCGAGGGGUUAACGGACCAGGCGUGGCAGUUACUGGCGUGCCCGAGGGGCUAACGGACCAGGCGUGGCAGCUGCUGGCGGUGUUUCUCACCACUAUAACGGGGCUGAUUCUCGGGCCGCUUCCCGUGGGCGCGUGGGCCUUCGUUUGCCUCUCCUUCGCUAUAUUCACAGGCACUCUCUCUUUCUCUGACGCCAUCAGCGCAAUGACGAACGAGGUCAUCUGGCUGAUAGUAAUUUCAUUCUUCUUCGCUCGCGGAUUCGUCACCACGGGCCUGGGCGACCGCAUUGCCACGCUCUUUGUGAAAUGGUUCGGCAGCAGCACCCUCGGUCUCAGCUACGGACUAGCAGCCAGCGAAGCCCUGCUAGCCCCAGCCAUGCCCAGCACCACGGCGCGAGCGGGAGGCGUGUUCCUGCCCAUCAUUGACUCGCUUUCCAAGCGCUACGACAGCCGCCCCAAUGACCCCAGCAGCAAGAAGCUUGGCGCCUUCCUCAUCAUGACUCAGCUGCAAACCUCCGCCCACAGCAGCGCCAUGUUCCUCACCGGCGCGGGGCAGAACCUGCUCUGCUUGAAGCUGGCGCAAGAGAUGGGAGUGGCGAUCCCCAACGCGUUUGGGACGUGGAUGGCGAUGGCCGUGUGGAAUGUGCUAGUCAAAGGGAGAAGGGUAAGGGCGAUGGGGCCUGUGAGCGGGAAGGAGAUGAUCAUGAUUGGCACCAAGUGGGCAGAGGGGGGAGGGGGGGGGUAUGAGUUUGUGUGGGGUAACCGCCAUGUCGGCGCUCUCUCUCCUCUCAGGCAUUGUCUCGUGCUUCCUCUGCUUCCCUCCUCCACUGCCCACUUCCCCCAAUCCAGUGAAUCACUGGGCAUCCCCAGUGUGGUAACCGCCAUGUCAGCGCUCUCCCUCCUCCUCCUCUCCGGCGUCGUGUCAUGGUCCGACUGCCUCUCAGAGCGAUCCGCAUGGGACACCCUCAUGUGGUUCGCCGCUCUCAUUGCCAUGUCUGCCCAGCUCACCCACAUGGGUGUGGUGGGCUGGAUGGCCGAUGGGGUAGCGGGGGGGCUUGGGAUGGUCCCUGGGGGGAUCCUGGCAGGGGAUAUGGCGACAGGGGGGAUGUUGGGGGAGGAGAUGGGGGGAAUGGUGGGGAUGCUUGGGGGAGAUUUGGGGGAGAUGGUUGGGGCGGGGGUAGCGGCUGUGGGAGCGGCAGCAGGAGCAGUGUCAGCAGUGGGAGGGGCGGUGAUAGAACCAAUGACUAAUGCCGCCACCGCUACUGCCAUAACCACUACUGCUGCCACCCUACCACCCCUAGACUCCCCAGCAGAGCUAACUUGGGUUUCCAGUUUCUUCCAGCUGCAAGUUCUCUACUUCCUCGCGCAUUACCUUUUUGCCAGCCAGACAGCCCAUGUGGGGGCGCUCUAUGCGGCUUUCCUUUCCAUGCAGCUAGCUGCUGGUGUUCCUGGGGAGGUUGGCGCAUUUGCGCUGGCGUUGAAUACGAAUUUGUUUGGCGCGAUUACGCAUUAUAGCAGCGGGCAGGCGGCGCUGUAUUAUGGAGGUGAGCGAUAA